AUGACAGAGUGCAAUAUUAAGCCUGAUGGGGUCACCUUUGUCGGGCUCCUAUCUGGGUGUAGCCACGCCGGUUUGGUCAAUGAGGGAAAGGGGUUUUUCUCUCUCAUGAGAGAUGAGUAUGGGAUAGAGCCUAAGGUCGAGCACUAUGGGUGCAUGGUCGACCUUUUGGCUCGAGCAGGGCUCUUGAAAGAAGCCGUUGUCUUCAUUGAGACAAUGCCUGUCGAGCCCAACCCAGUUGUGAAGAAUUGGGAAGAUGUCGAUGCUAUUAGGAAGGAAAUGAGAGACAGAGGAGUCAGGAAAACUCCGGGUUGUAGCUUGAUCGAGGUGAGCAAUGCUGUUCACGAAUUCACAGUCGGAGACUCGUUGCACCAACAAUUUGCGCAAAUAAGCACGUUUUUGGAUGAAAUCAAUUGGGGUGUGAGAGAGAUUGGCUACAAAGCGAAAACCGUGCCAGUUUUACAUGACAUUGAAGAGAAGGAAGAGUGCAGUCAGGUAUUACAGUGA
Molecule: messenger RNA, 504 nt
Organism: Amborella trichopoda
Lineage: Eukaryota; Viridiplantae; Streptophyta; Magnoliopsida; Amborellales; Amborellaceae
Source: RefSeq, a predicted model, not a curated record